Molecule: messenger RNA, 3538 nt
Organism: Girardinichthys multiradiatus
Lineage: Eukaryota; Metazoa; Chordata; Actinopteri; Cyprinodontiformes; Goodeidae
Product: aldo-keto reductase family 1 member B1-like
Exons: 10
Coding region: 1560-2510 (316 amino acids)
Cellular component (GO): cytosol
Molecular function (GO): aldose reductase (NADPH) activity
Source: RefSeq, a predicted model, not a curated record
UGGCGAAAGAUUUUUGUACUCUCCUUUUUCACUACCAUAAAAAGUAUUACUGACUCGGGUGCUUCUGUUUACCUGUUUUCCUCUCCUGGAUGAAACCAUUGACAGAACUGUUGCUGCUAUUACCUUUGUGUACUGUCUUUGUUUUCCUGCUCCACAGAAAGUACUCCUGGGCUAGAGCUUUAAUGUUAGCAUGUCUCUUUUUCUUGGAUGAAGCCAUUGAUAGAUCUACUGCAGCAAACUUUGUUUACUGAUAGCGCUUCUCUUUUUUGCCCUACUGACCCACAGUCAUUCAUGGCAGUUAGAUGCACAGACUGAGCUUGGUUCUGUUGGAGAUUCUUUCCUGUUGAAAGGUGGUGGUUCCUUUCCACUGUCGCCACAUGCCUGCUCAAGAUGAGAAACUGCUGCAAUAUAUAAAAUAUAUCUAAAGGCUUCCUUAGAUAUAUUUUGUUCAUCAUUUGCCAGAAAAUUAUCACCUCAAGUUGACUGUAUUAUAAGUUUGUUCUAAUUUAACAGUAUAAAGCUGUCUCUAAAUCAGACUACAUAUACUGGAUUGUUUAGCCUGACUUCAUACUGGACUUCAUAUAAUUGGAUAGAAUUGGACCUCUAAAGUGACCUAAGAUGACACUUGCCAUUGAACUAACAGUAGGGGGAAAACAUUUUAGUGUUACACAAGUGAACAGAGAUAAAAAGGUUUAUUUACACUGUCAACCUAAUCAAACAUGCUGCUUAUUAAUACACUGAUGCGCAGUAAACAGGAUGCCACAGAAAAAUAUCCACUGCUGCUUAAUUACAACCUCAUUAAUAAUUACCUACCAACGUCACUCUGUACGGUACUUUACUACUUCCGAUCUGACUGUGUCACACUAAAGACAUGCUUCACCUCCUUGAUUAUCAAAAGCAACUAAGUAGGUUUUCAAGAUGCCCUAAAUUACCAGAAUCAUCUUCUGCUAAGUCAUCCUUUCUUAACAUUUAUUUCUGAUCAGCUACUUUGAUGUAUGUUAUCGGUCUCCCGUUCUAUCAACUCAGCAUGCAAAUCAUGGAGAUUAGUUAUAACUUUGUACACUACACCUAUUUAUUUCAUAUUUCCAUUGUUUUGCAGUGCUUUGAUUUUAGCAUAAAAUAUAAUCAUCAAGAGAAAAGAACAUUUUAAGGCUGCAGCUCCUAAAAUUACAAUCUGUUAAUUUCCUGUUUCAUAUUUGGGAGAAGCACUAUAAUACCUCUUUAAGAUCCAUUCAAUCAUUAUUUAAGCAACAAACCGGCUCUAUAGCGUAUAUAUAUUGUUGCUUUGAAGAAUGAAUAAAUUAAUGAAUGAAUAGGGCGUUAUUCUCCAAUUUGGCUUAAUUUCACGGUAUGUUAAAAAAAACCCUCAUCUACACAGUCAGUCUAUUUCAAUAUGCACCGUGCAAUGCCAAAUGUCACCAAUGACUUUAACCCCUCCCAUUUCAUGAUCAAAUAAAAGGCUGCCUGCACCUUCAGCUAGUAGCAGAAAUCUUUUUGGUUUGACAGGCUACUUGUUGAGCUACCAAUUUAGAUUAAAAUCAUCAUACAAAAUCAUCAAGAUGAUUCCUGCAAUUACACUCUGCAAUGGAGCCAAGAUGCCCAUAGUCGGCCUGGGAACCUGGAGGGCCGAACCAGGUAAGGUCGCGGAGGCUGUGAAGGUGGCUAUAAGCAGCGGCUACAGGCACAUAGAUGGUGCCUUCGUCUACGAGAACGAAGAAGAGGUCGGGACUGGAGUUGGUGCUAUGAUUAAAGAAGGAGUGGCAAAGAGAGAGGAUUUAUUCAUCGUCAGUAAGUUAUGGUGUAACUUCCAUAUUCCAUCCUUGGUAAGGGGAGCAUGUGAGAAAACUCUCAAAGACCUGAAACUGGACUAUGUGGACCUUUACCUUUUGCACUUCCCAGUAGGAAUGCAGCCAGGGGAUAAGAUCUUUCCAUCAGAUGAGAACAAUGAAAUAAUUACUGAUGACAGCUGCUUCUUGGACACAUGGCAGGCAAUGGAGAAGCUGGUGGAUGAUGGUUUGGUUAAAGCCAUUGGUGUCUCCAACUUCAACAAAGACCAGAUUGAAGCCAUUCUCAACAAGCCCGGCCUCAAACACAAGCCAGUCAACAACCAGAUUGAGUGCCACCCAUAUCUAACCCAAGAGAAGCUGAUCAACUACUGCCACUCAAAGGGCAUCACGGUCACAGCUUUCAGCCCCCUUGGCUCUCCAGACAGACCCUGGGCUUCCUCUGAUGACCCCCGUCUUUUAGAAGAUGUGACCAUCUUGACCAUUGCUAAAAAAUACAACAAAACUCCAGCACAGGUUCUCAUGCGGUUCCACACGCAGAGAAAUGUGGCAGUCAUUGCUAAGUCAGCAACACCUAGUCGGAUAAAGGAGAACUUUCAGUUAUUUGACUUUGAGUUAAGCCAAGAGGACAUGCGGGCAAUCCUGGGCUUGAACAAGAACUGGAGAGGAUUCCCAGCAAAGUGGGCUGCAAACCAUAAAGACUACCCCUUCAAUACAGAAUACUAGCCGAUGCAACACUGUUGCUGUUUUGAUACUUCUUUGAGAAACAAAAUGAACACAGUUUAAUUAAAUUACUACUUGUUUAUUGGAGCCUGCAGGAAAGCUUAUACCAAAAUUGGUAGUGGAGUGGUUAAAGGGGAAGACUGGCUCUGAUGUCCGGCUAACUUGGAAGGUCAAAAAUUUGGAAAGUAAAAGGGAAGUAAAGGGUCUUAAAGAAGACUGAUUUGCAGUUAUGAUUGAAACGUAGAUGAAGCAGGCUUAUCAUGAAGAUAUCAGCUCUAAUCAUUGGACUGUGAACAUUGAUUCGUAUUAACAAAAUGCAACAGCAUUUACAGUAAGGAAGACAUCAGUAACGGUUAGUUACUUUUCCGUUAUGCUUUUUCUCUAAUGUUUCUGUAAUUUUUUUUUGCACUGAUAUCUACUGGCUUUUUUGAAUAAAUAAGACUUGCUGUUUAAAAUGGGAUUUUAAAUGUCUCUUAAUGACUCUUUUCUACUUGAAAGCCCCACAUUUCAUAGAAAAUACCCCAUUUCUAAUAGGAACCUGCAUCAACUUGUGACAUAACACCCCACAUGAUUUUAUUGUACUGCUUAAUACACAGACCAAAUGAGAAGUGAAAGCUAGAGGUUGUUUCGUAACAGGGUUAAUACACAUGACUGCAAAGUGCCACACAUGAAUCAUCCAAAGACAAGCUGUUGGACUGCAACAUGUUUUUCAGUGGUAAAUGCUUGGAAAUUUGCAAAAAACAAAACCUGUAAACCUGAAGGCAUGGUUCUCUCCGCCUAAGUAACAAAUUGAAGGAGUGUAUUUAAAUGCAACAGGGCCUAUCAUAAAAGUACUCUGACCUUUGUAAUGAAAAAGUUCAGCAAAGGGAGAUUUUCCCCUUUUUAAAAAAUGUUGGAAGUUAGAUUUAGAAAAAAAGAAAUCCUGUUAUUUACCAUUGAUGAUAACAAUUAAGACGGACCUCAAUUCCCAAUAAAAACAGAAGAGUGUAACAAAGAAAGGGAUAAAGAAAACUACGCCAAUAUAAUCAACA